This is a messenger RNA of Exophiala spinifera, 4533 nucleotides long. RefSeq lists its product as uncharacterized. Gene Ontology annotation, molecular function: protein binding. Bases 1 to 4533 code for a protein of 1510 amino acids. The record is from RefSeq and is a predicted model, not a curated record. The transcript has a single exon. Gene Ontology annotation, cellular component: membrane; Golgi apparatus. NCBI's taxonomy places the organism in Eukaryota, Fungi, Ascomycota, Eurotiomycetes, Chaetothyriales, Herpotrichiellaceae. Gene Ontology annotation, biological process: Golgi to endosome transport; Golgi to vacuole transport; protein targeting to vacuole.
AUGAUCCUCCGGUCCUUCUGCAGGCGAGCCGUCGCCUCGUCGUUAGCCCUUCUCCUUGUCCUCUCCUCGUCGCAGCCUGCGCACGCCAAAAAGGACGGCCCAACCAUCUCCUCCACCCAGUUCGAGCAUGCCCUGGAGAAUUUGUUUUAUUUUGACGAUAGCGAUAUAAUACUUGCCCAAGACCGAGAUGCUAACAUCAUCUGGCGGAGUGCUGAUGCUGGUGGGACCUGGGAGGAAGUAAAAGGAGGCGGCCAGUCUGGGAAUGCUUGGGAUCUGGUAGCCCACCCUUGGGACAAUCAGCGCGCAUACAUCCUUGGUCUGGGAUCUGAACACUGGAUAACGACCGACCAAGGUGAGACGUGGAGGACGUUCAGCACCAAUGGUGCCAGUCUUGCUCUCUUCCGCCCAUCCCCUCUCAGCUUUCACGGCCGGGAUCCGAAACGAGUCAUCUGGAACGGCGAGCAGUGUACCGGCCUUGUCUGUUCCGAGACCGCCAUGUACACAGAAGAUGAUUUCAAGACGGUCAAGAAGAUGAGCAGUCAGACCAGAGGUUGCCAGUGGGCUGUAGGAACCCCCCAAUUUGCCGAAGAUGUUGCUGUCGAGGUUGAGGAUCGAGUGUUUUGCAUCGUGGAGGGCUUGUACUCACCGUGGCCCAAAGACAACCGGCUCCUCGCUUCAGACGCCUUCUUUGACCAAGACGGCGUCGAGCCAGCACUUGACGAUGGCCGAGCAGUCUCUGGUAUCAUCAGCAUGGCGUCUGUCAAGGGAUUUUUGGUUGCAGCUGCAAAGUCUGCAGGGACCGAUGAGCUCGCUCUAUAUGUUACCAAGGACGGAUCCCAAUGGCAUCGUGCAGAAUUUGGCCAGCACCGCAUCAAUGAGGAUGCCUACACCAUCCUCGAGAGCACGAACUACAGCAUGCAAGUUGAUGUUCUCGGCUCAAGGCCUGCAAACCCUGUUGGCUACCUGUUUACCUCGAACUCGAACGGAACCUACUUCACUCGUAACAUUGACCAUACCAACCGGAACAUCUAUGGGCGAGUGGACUUUGAAAAGGUUUCAAAUAUACAGGGCAUUGUACUGGUCAACGUGGUGGAGAACUUCAAAGAGGUCGAAAAUUCCAUCCUUGUGGACAAGCACAUCUAUUCACAAAUAAGCUUCGAUGACGGACGAACCUUCGAAGAUCUAAAAGUCAAAGAUGAGAGACUCAACUUGCACUCCGUGACCGACGCAAAGCAAGGCGGGAGGGUGUUUUCCAGCCCCGCACCUGGUAUUGUCAUGGGCGUGGGAAACACUGGCAAAUUCCUGAAGCCCUACAAAGAUGGUGACCUGUUUGUCUCGGACGACGCGGGCGUUACCUGGUAUAAGGGACUGGACGGUGCGCACCUGUAUGAGUUUGGCAACCAAGGUGCCGUUAUCGUGGCUAUUGACGACGAAGACGCCACCAGUCACAUCAAUUACUCUCUUGACCAUGGUAAGACGUGGAAAAAGGCCGACCUGGGAGAGAAAAUACGCGCCAAAUUCCUGACCACUCUUGUCGAUUCUACCACCCUGAAGUUUUCUUUAUUGGGCUCCAAGGGAUCUGGCUCCAAGACCGAAUGGCUGAUGUUCAAGAUCGACUUUGACGGCCUGCAUGAGCGUGUGUGCAAAGAGUCAGACUUUGAGCGAUGGCCCGCUCGCGUUGACGAUGAUGGGGAGCCGACAUGCGUCAUGGGUCACAAGCAAUUCUACCGCCGAAGAAAGGCAGACGCAGAAUGUUUCAUUGACGAAGAGUUCAAAGAUCCUGUGCCUGAGUUUGAACCUUGCAAAUGCACAAUGGCGGACUUUGAAUGCGAUUAUAAUUUUGUUCGGGAUCCAGACGAUCGCACCAAGUGCCUGCUUGCGCCUGCUGCUUCAAUUGCUGUACCCAAAGGUGAGUGUAAGGAUGAAAAGGACACUUUCAAAGGUCCUUCCGGCUGGCGACUCAUUCCAGGAAAUGAGUGCAUUCGUGACGGAGGAGAACAGCUGGACGAAGAGGUCGAAAGACCUUGCUCAGACACAACCAAAAAGCCGGUCAGUGGCGACAUCCAGAUCGAAAAGACCAAUUUCGAUGCCGAUCGAUUCUCUGAAUGGUACUACCUUGAACGAGCCGCCAAAGCCAUGGGAAGCGACGAGACCAUCGUCAUGCGCACAAGUGAACAAGACAUAUACCUGACGCACGACCAUGGUAAAUCUUGGGAGCGAAUCUUGAAAGGGGAGCCCAUCACGGCAAUUGUGCCCAAUCCCAAUCACAACGAUGUGAUUUUCUUCCUGACGGGCUCCGAGGCCGUGCACUACACUAUCGACAGGGGAGCCAGAUUUGACAAAUUUGAGGCACCGGAAAGGCCAAGCAGCUUGAGGCUGCCAACGCUAAGGUUCCACCCCGAGUAUAAAGACUGGCUGCUCUGGUCUGGCUCUGUUGGCAAGGACGACCAUACAAACAUCUUCUUCUCCAAAGACCGUGGCGACAAGUGGGAGACCAUGGUUCGAUACGCCAGGAAGUGUGAAUUCAUCACGCGGGAGAGUCGACCCAACUCUGACCAACUGAUAUACUGUGAACAGUACCAGGAUGAGAACCCAGAAAAGCCCCUGAUGCUUUUGUCUAGCGAGAACUUUUUCGGCAAAUCAGAGGUUCACUUCCCCGACAUCCUAGACUUUGCGACAAUGUCUGAGUUCAUCAUCGUUGCGGCAAAGACCGAGGACAGCCAAGGUCUCAAGGUAGACGCCAGCGUUGAUGGUCAUACAUUCGCUCCAGCCGAGUUCCCCAAGAACUUCCAAGUUGCUCAUCAACAAGCAUACACGGUCCUCGACAGCUCAACCCAUGCCGUGUUCCUGCAUGUUACUGUCAAUGCGCUUCCUGAUCGGGAGUACGGUGCAAUUAUCAAGUCAAACAGCAACGGCACCUCAUAUGUUUUCACGCUCGACGCUGUCAACAGAGACACGAAUGGAUAUGUUGAUUUUGAGAAAAUGCAAGGCCUUGAGGGCGUGGCGAUGACGAAUGUAGUGUCUAACAUUGAUGAGGUCAAUGACGGCGGGAAGAAGAAACUGAAAUCCAUGAUCACUCACAACGAUGGCGCGCAGUGGACACUACUCCCGCCACCCAAGAAGGACGCGCUCGGGCACGACUACGAAUGCGUCAAGAAUGCCGGCAAAGCCACUGACAAGUGCUCGCUACAUAUCCACAGCUACACUGAACGAUCUGACAAGUCUGUAACUUUCUCAAGUCCAAGCGCCGUCGGCUUGAUGAUGGCCGUGGGUAACGUUGGAGACCGGCUAUUGAGGAAAGACGACGAGAACACCGACACCUUCAUCACACGCGAUGCUGGCAUCACAUGGUCCUCUGUGAUGAAGGGAAGCUACAUGUGGGAAUAUGGUGAUCAAGGUAGCAUCAUCGUCAUCGUGAAGGAAUCGCAACCCACAAAGAGUCUCUUUUACACUUUGGACGAGGGCCAGUCUUGGAAAGAGUUUGAAUUUUCGCCCGACGUCGAGAUGCAGAUUGAUGCCAUCACUACCGUUCCCUCUGACAAUUCUCUAAACUUCCUUCUCUGGGGCCGCGAGGUCGGCAGCAAUGCCAAACGAGGUAUCUUCACGGUCGCGGUGGAUUUUAGUGGCCUCAAGGAACGCCAGAGACCUUGUGAGCUCGAUGAGCAGAAGCCCGAGAAUGAGGACUACACCCUCUGGGAGCCCAAGCACCCUAUGCAAGACAACAACUGCCUCUUUGGUCACGUGGCUCAAUACCACCGCAAACGUACAGAUGCGCAGUGUUAUAACGGCAAGAUGAUCACUCACAUCCACAACAUUGCUCAAAACUGCAGCUGCACGCGGGAGGAUUUCGAGUGUGACUACAACUUCCAGCCCAAGGCCGACGGGACCUGCGCUCUUGUGCCCGGCUACGAUCCACCCGACCAUGCAGAGAACUGCCGCAAGAACCCGGAUCAGAUCGAGUUUUGGUAUCCGACGGGAUACAGACGCAUCCCUCUUACGACGUGUCAAGGCGGACACGAGCUAGACAAGGUCGAGAGCAAGGAAUGUCCGGGCCACGAGCAAGAGUACAAGAAGAAGCACGGUAUCAGCGGGGCGGGUCUUUUCUUCGCCAUUACCAUACCCCUUGUAGCCGCAGCGGGGAUUGGGUACUGGGUGUAUACGAAAUGGAGAGACGGGUUUGGCGGGUUUGGUCAAAUCAGACUCGGCGAGAGCAUGGGCACGUCAAGCUCACCGGGCGAGUCACCUUGGGUUAGUGUUCCCGUGGCCAUCGUGGCUGGAACUGUGGCCGUGGCCAAGGCGACCCCGUUACUCGUGAUGAGUAUUUGGAGAAAUCUAAAGGGAUACAUGCCCGUUGGCGGUGGCGGCGGUAGUGGUGGUGGAAGAUUUGGACUCGGACGAGGUGCCGGCGCCGGUGGGUACGGUGCUCCAUAUCGAUCGAGAGAUGCCUUUGCUCGACGUGGGCAGGAUUAUUCUCAGGUGGUCGAGGAUGAUGAAUUACUUGGACAUGGACUGGACGAUGAAGAAGAAGUAUAG